AUGCGUAUCGUCCCAAGCCGUCUCCUCCCCUCCGCGUCCAACUCCCACAGCAACUCUCGAAGCCAAAGCCCGAUGCCGAUGCGUCCACGGCACGAGCACGCGGGGCAGCCUCCUGCCGACGCCGGUAACGGCCUCGCCCUCAAGGUCGUCAUCAUCAAGGCCCGGAAUCUUGCCGCCAAGGAUCGAGGAGGCACAUCCGACCCGUACCUCAUGCUUUCCCUCGGCGACUCCCGCGUCGUCACCCACUCGGUUCCCAAGACGCUCAACCCCGAAUGGAACGUCAUGGAGGAGCUGCCCGUCCAUUCGGUCCAGAGCCUCGUCCUCGACGCCAUCUGCUGGGACAAGGACCGCUUCGGCAAGGACUACAUGGGCGAGUUCGACCUCGCCCUCGAGGAGAUAUUUCAGAACGAGCAGGCCGAGCAGGAGCCGACGUGGUACCCCCUCAAGAGCAAGCGGCCCGGCAAGAAGACGGGCGUCGUCUCGGGCGAGGUCCAGCUCCAAUUCACCCUCCUCGACACCUCCAACCCGGCCUCGACGGCGCAGGAGAGGCUGGCCAAGCUCUACAGCCUCAUCGGCUCCGAAGCGACGGCUUCCUCGCGGCAGGGAACGCCCUCGAUGAGCCAGAUUCUCGGCCUCUCGGCCAUGCCAAGGUCCGACCCGACCUCGUCGUCACCCGACGAGGCGGCCGACGACUACGACGACGAGUACCUCACCGAGUUCGACGAUGAAGCCAUGUACGAAGCCGGCGACGCCUCCAAACCCGAGGCGGCCGAGCGGCGGAGGAGGCGGCUGAGGAUCAGCGGCUUGAAGAGGCGACGACGCGAAAACCCCUACGCCUUCAACAACGGUUUCUCCGACGUCGUCGGCAUCAUCUUCCUCGAGAUUUGCAAAAUCACCGACCUCCCGCCCGAGUCCAACCUGACGAGGACGAGCUUCGACAUGGACCCCUUCGUCGUCGCCUCCCUCGGCAAGAAGACGUACCGCACCCGCCGCGUGAGGCACAACCUCAACCCCGUCUUCAACGAGAAGAUGAUCUUCCACGUCCAGGGCCACGAGCAGACCUACUCCUUCUCCUUCACCGUCAUCGACCACGACAAGUACUCGGGCAACGACUUCAUCGCCUCCUGCACCCUACCCGUCCCCGGCCUCAUCGACAAGGCCCCCAAGGCGGACCCCGACACGGGCCUGUACCCCCUGCGAGACCCUCCCGAGCACGCGCCCGCCGCCACCAAGGGCCGCUUCAUGCGCCUAGGCAUGUCUCGCUCGUCGUCGUCGCAGAGCCUGAGCAAGCUCAUGCGGCCGGGCCUGUCCAAGAACGCCGCCGCCACGCCGCCGCCGGCGUCGCAGCCGAACCCGGCCAACGACGCGGCCCACAACCCGCCGCCGCCGCCGACCAGCCACCCCCUCCUCGCGGGCGCCGACGGCCAGGCGGGCGCGGUCGCCGAGGCGGCCGAGGGCGGGGCCGAGGGAGACGACCCCGACUUCCACGACUACGUGGUGCCCUUGAAGAUGAAGAACCUCGACAAGUGGGAGUCGAAGCACAACCCCGUCCUCUACCUGCGCGCCAAGUACAUGCCCUACUCGGCCCUGCGGCAGCAGUUCUGGCGGGCCAUGCUCCGCCAGUACGACACGGACGAGAGCGGCGAGAUCAGCCGCGUCGAGCUGACGACGAUGCUCGACACCCUCGGCUCCACGCUCCGCGAGUCCACCAUCGACGGCUUCUUCCAGCGAUUCCCCCACAAGGCGGCCGACAGCGAGGAGGCCUGGGAGAUGACCAUGGACGAGGCCGUCACCUGCCUCGAGGACCAGCUGGACGCCAAGAGCAAGGCCUCGCCGUCGGCGGCCGGCGCCAAGCUCCGGGGCAUGGUGCCGGACCUGAAGCACCUGGGCAUCCGCGCGAAGCUGGGCUCCAACUCGAGCCCCGAGGACUCGGGCACGUCGACGCCCCAGGUCCCCUUUGAGUCGCAGGAGUCCGUCUCGGUGCCCGACGCGAGCGUGCCGGCCGAGGCCGAGGGGGAGGAGGACACGAGCAGCGACGACCGCGGCGAGGAGCACGUCGUCGAGAUCCGCGAGUGUCCCAUCUGCCACCAGCCGCGGCUCAACAAGCGCAGCGACACGGACAUCAUCACGCACAUCGCCACGUGCGCGAGCCAGGACUGGCGCCAGGUAAACACGGUGCUCAUGGGCGGCUUCGUCACGGCGAGCCAGGCGCAGCGCAAGUGGUACUCCAAGGUCAUUACGAAGCUCUCGUAUGGCGGCUACAAGCUGGGGGCGAACUCGGCCAACAUCCUGGUGCAGGACCGCAUCACGGGCCAGAUCAACGAGGAGAAGAUGAGCGUAUACGUGCGGCUGGGCAUCCGCCUGCUCUACAAGGGAUUGAAGUCGCGAGACAUGGAGAACAAGCGAAUCCGCAAGCUUCUCAAGAACCUGAGCAUCAAGCAGGGCAGGAAGUUCGACGACCCCGCGUCCAAGGAGGAGAUUGAAAAGUUCAUCGACUUUCACGGUCUCGACAUGUCCGAGGUGCUGCUGCCGCUGGACGAGUUCAAGAACUUCAACGAAUUCUUUUUCCGCGCCCUAAAGCCCGGGGCCCGACCGUGCUCGGCACCGGCCAACCCGAGGAUCAUCGUGUCGCCGGCCGACUGCCGCAGCGUCGUCUUCAACCAGAUCACGCAGGCCACCAAGAUCUGGGUCAAGGGCCGCGAGUUCAACAUGAAGCGCCUCCUCGGCUCGGCCUACCCCGAGGACGCGGCGCGGUACGAAAACGGCGCGCUGGGCAUCUUCCGGCUGGCGCCGCAAGACUACCACCGGUUUCACAUCCCCGUCGACGGCGUCAUGGGCAAGCCGGUGACCAUCGCGGGCGAGUAUUACACGGUCAACCCCAUGGCGAUCCGGUCGGCGCUCGACGUCUACGGCGAGAACGUCCGGGUGCUGGUGCCCAUCGAGUCGGCCGAGCACGGGCGCGUCAUGGUCAUCUGCGUCGGCGCCAUGAUGGUCGGCAGCACCGUCAUCACGCGCGAGGAGGGCGACGAGGUGCGGAGGGCCGAGGAGCUCGGGUACUUUAAGUUUGGCGGCAGCACCAUCCUGCUCCUCUUCGAGCCGGGCAAGAUGCGCUUCGACGACGACCUGGCGGACAACUCGAACGGCGCGCUCGAGACACUGAUCCGCGUGGGCAUGUCCAUCGGCCACUCGCCCAACGAGCCGCAGUGGACGCCCGACAUGCGCAAGAGCGAGGAGGACAUCACAAAGGCCGAGAAGCAGGAGGCCAAGCGGCGAAUCCAGGGCAACUUUUCCAUGGACUCGUCGUCGCCCGGGGACAGCAGCGGCUCCGACGACGGGCCUCCUCCGCCGCUGCGGAGGAUGUCGACGGUGCCGACGAUGACGACGCUCGCCGCGUCGGCCUUGUAG
Messenger RNA from Drechmeria coniospora, 3405 nucleotides. Its product is annotated as Phosphatidylserine decarboxylase. Gene Ontology annotation, molecular function: calcium ion binding; phosphatidylserine decarboxylase activity. Gene Ontology annotation, biological process: phospholipid biosynthetic process. The record is from RefSeq and is a predicted model, not a curated record. NCBI's taxonomy places the organism in Eukaryota, Fungi, Ascomycota, Sordariomycetes, Hypocreales, Ophiocordycipitaceae. The transcript is spliced from 5 exons. The coding region runs from base 1 to 3405 and encodes 1134 amino acids.